Messenger RNA from Oppiella nova, 955 nucleotides. Lineage: Eukaryota; Metazoa; Arthropoda; Arachnida; Sarcoptiformes; Oppiidae. The record is from the annotation of a GenBank genome assembly.
CAUUGAGUGAAAAGUGUUGAAAAAUAUUUGUGUUUUUUGUGAUCAUUUCGAAGACAUUGAAGACAUGGAAGCGAUUGGAAGCGACUCUUCGGAUCUCAGAGUCUGUGAUGACAUGAGUGGAGACAAUGCGGUCACCAAUGGAUCAGUUGUUUUGAAGGACAGCACCGGUAGCCUCGAUAUGACUCAACGGUUUAACACAUCACUAGUGGUCUCACAGACGACCCCUUCCUCUAAGUCUUCACUUGAGUUCAGCAAAGACUCUUUCGAUCGUAUUGGCGAUGAUUUAUGUCAACUGUUGUUGAGUUAUCUGCCAUUUGAAGAGCACUUCCGAAGGGAAUGUCUGUCCAAACAGUUCCAGAGAUGUCUUCACAUAUCUAUCAAAGUCCUCACUAUCACUGACACACUGUUUGCCAAAAUGCGCGCAAAGUGUGGAUCCUCUGAAACCCAUAUAUUGACUGAUAUUCUCAAGAAGUGUCCCAACAUUCAGACCAUUGAUUGCUAUCAUAUAUUAAACUAUGAAUCAUAUAUGAGACCAGUGUUGUCGGCCAUCGAUGAGUCCAACUCAUGGAAACUGAGUGUCGAUGUCAUGAAUGCCAUGAAAUUUAUGCCGCGAUUACGUCGACUGGAUUUGACGUUAAGGUUGACACCCGAUGCCGAAGUGGUCACCGAUUGUCGUAUGUUUGAUGGCAUUAAUGCCUGCAAACGAUUGACUCAUUUAACACUCAAUUUGUGGCGAUUACACAACACAGCGUUUACCGGCAUUGAGACUAAUCACCGGAAACUACAGGUGCUCUCCAUUACUACCACCGAUGAAGACAACAACUACAAGAAAUCGGAUUUCGAGGCAUUUAUUAUGAGAAGUAGUCAUAAAUUGAGUGCAUUUACGGUCCGUCAAAGUGGUAGACCUGUGAUCCACUUCAAUGACCAACAGAUCUAUGAAUUGAGACACAAUUAG